CCUAGACAAAUUCCCCAUAUGUUCGAUACGCCGGCUCCCUUCGUCGUCUUCACGGCUGGAGAUUGGUCGUGUGCAGCUGUACAAUCCCGUCGUCGCACGCCACCACACUCGCUGUCCUCCUAUUAGCUCUGAUCGGCCAACGGAUCCCGUGCCCGAACAAUUGCCUCCGGAUCUUGCACUACUCUCCUUUGCCGCACACAGAAUGCACAAUUGAAGGUGCUCGGAUUGCAAGCUGCCAACCAGCUAUGGACGACUCACAAGAAUCGUCCGCGCCCCGAUCAUGGCGGCAGAGCGAGCGGCCGACCACUCUGUAUAGGCUCAAUUCGAACCCAAGCAGUUCGAGCAUCUUUGAGGAUGUCGAAAUGGCGCAGGACGAGCUCUUUUCCGGCCCGGUCGCGGAGAGUCUUCCGACAAGUCUCUCUGCAUUCUCGCAUCGCCGACAGCGCGCGGACUCGGCCGCGAGCUUUACGUACUACAAUGUCGAUGAGGACGAGGCGGACGAGGACGAAGCAGAAUCAGUAAUGGGAUAUGGACUCGAUGGCGCGACACCCGAUGUGGAUGACAUUCCUUUCGGCCUCGAAGCUGAUUUUGACGAUGAGCCGGUGGAGGAAGAAGAAGAAAGUUCUGGCGCAGAGCUCGAAAACGGCAAUGGCCACACAGAUUACGCGAUGCGCAGGCGCUCGUCCACGUACUCACGCAGCUCGGUCCAUGCGCGCCUCUUGCGAACGACGAGUGACGGAACGCACACCAGCAGCCGCGGUCAUAGCAGGCUCAGCCAAAAGCUCCACAUGGUUAACGAGGACCUGACGAUUGUCAUUGCCGGAUUCCGCACCAGCUCCGUUGGAUACGUUGCGUACAUCUUUCUAUGUGUUUCGACAUUUGGCUUGGCGUACUUACUGCUUCGUUGGGUUCCUCGCUGGCUGGUUCGCAUGAUUGGCCAGCCGUCUCCGCUAGCAGAGAGUCAAUGGGUUGUCCUCGAGAAUCAAUGGGGAGAGAUGAGCGUACUCGACAUACACAAGCAGGCAUAUGACAGACCGUUGUCAUCAGUGUUUGGCGCGCCGGAGAAGAUGUUUGCGCAACUUUUGGAGGAGGAUGCGGAUCCGAUCCUGUCGAGUCUGCGUAUAAUCAAUUACCGCUACGUACGGUUUUUUUUUCACCCGCUGAAGGACAAGUUCGUCAUCUGCAACGGCUGGAAGGAUCCGACAUGGACGGAUGUCCGUCGUCUGCGCUCGGGAAUAGACGACGAGGAGAAAGAGGCACGCGAGAGCGUUUUCGGGCGGAACUUGAUUGACAUUGAGCAAAAGUCAAUACCUCAGCUUCUUGUUGAUGAGGUAUUGCACCCGUUCUAUGUUUUCCAGAUCGCCAGUCUGGUCCUCUGGUCCCUGGAUGAAUAUUAUUACUAUGCUGUCUGCAUUUUCGUCAUGUCGGCGGGCAGUAUCAUUGCUACUCUGGUCGAGACUAGAGCUACCAUGCAGCGCUUGAAGGAGAUAUCACGAUUCGAGUGUGAUGUCAGAGUUCUUCGCGACGGAUUCUGGGAUAAUAUACCAUCAAGCGACCUCGUCCCGGGUGAUGUCUACGAAGUCUCGGAUCCAAGCUUGGCCCAAUUUCCCAGCGAUAGUUUGCUACUGAGUGGCGAUUGUAUCGUGAACGAAAGUAUGCUUACAGGAGAAUCUGUCCCCGUUUCGAAGAUCCCAGUCACCGAUGAGAUCCUACACAACAUGAAUCUAUCCGCGUCGACGAUCUCUGCGGAAACGGCUCGCCACUUCCUGUUCUGUGGGACAAAAAUUAUCCGUGCUCGUCGUCCGCAAGAUGAUGGGGACAAUGAGGCUGUCGCGCUUGCGAUGGUCACAAGAACUGGGUUCAACACCACAAAGGGCUCGUUGGUACGGUCAAUGUUGUUCCCUAAGCCCUCAGGGUUCAAAUUCUACCGGGACUCGUUCAGGUAUAUUGCGGUCAUGGCGGGCGUGGCUCUCCUUGGUUUCGUCGUUUCCUUCGUAAACUUCCUCCGCCUUGGUCUCGCAUGGCAUCUCAUCAUCGUGAGAGCCUUGGACCUGAUCACCAUCGUUGUCCCUCCGGCUCUGCCAGCCACUCUCACCAUUGGCACAAACUUUGCUCUGAGUCGACUCAAGAACAAGCAGAUCUUCUGCAUAAGUCCACAACGUGUCAAUGUGGGUGGCAAAUUGGAUGUCAUGUGCUUCGACAAGACGGGCACUUUGACCGAGGAAGGUCUCGAUAUUCUAGGAGUUCGUUUGGUUUCUCGAACGACCAAACGAUUCGAUGAUGUGGUCAGCAAAGCUGCCGACAUGGUACCGCACCACAUGCUCGAGGGCUCAAAUGACGACCAGCAUGCCACAAGCAGGGCAGCUUUAUUUACCAUGGCUACCUGCCACUCUCUUCGCAGCGUCGACAACGAACUCGUCGGUGACCCACUCGACCUCAAAAUGUUUGAGUUCACCAAGUGGUCGUUUCAAGAAGGAAGUGGUGGUGUCGACGUGGAAGACGAGGAACAGGGUGGCUUGUCUCCUUCCGUAGCCCGUCCGCCAGUGGCACCGCUUUAUGAUGUCGAUGAAUAUGGUAAUUCGCACGGCCGUAACGCAUCUACUGAGCUUGGCGUUCUGAAGUCAUUCGAGUUCGUCUCACAACUUCGCAGAGCCAGCGUGAUUGUACGCGUGUUCGGCCAACAAAGCGGGGAUAUCUUUGUCAAGGGCGCACCUGAGGCAAUGAAAGACAUUUGCCGCGCGGAAUCAUUUCCCGAUGAUUACGACGAGCUGCUAGCGUACUACACCCACAAAGGUUACCGUGUGAUUGCUUGUGCAACCAAGCACCUUAAGAAGCUAUCAUGGGUCAAGUGUCAGAAGAUGAAGCGGCACGAAGCUGAGAGCGAGCUCGACUUUGUGGGCUUUAUCAUUUUUGAGAACAAGCUUAAGCCCACUACGGCUGGAGUUCUCAAGGAGCUGACGGAGUCCAAUAUUCGUUCAAUCAUGGUCACGGGCGACAACAUCCUCACCGCCAUCAGUGUAGCUCGGAACUGCAGCCUGAUGGACAAAGAUGCACACUGCUUCGUUCCACGCUUCCUGGAGGGCGACUUAACGAACCCAAAUUCGGUGCUACAGUGGGAGAGCAUUGAUGACUCUGCCUUCCAGUUGGACAACCGAACCCUUCUUCCACUGCCCGUGCCAAACGAUAGAGAUGCGUCCCUUCCGAAUACGAUAACAAACCUCAGCAAUUACACUCUUGCAGUAACGGGUGACGUGUUUCGCUGGAUCGUAGACUACGCUCCUAACGAUGUACUGCAACGGAUGCUCAUCCGGGGCAGCGUCUUUGCUAGAAUGUCGCCAGACGAGAAGCAUGAGCUGGUCGAGAAGCUUCAAAGUAUCGACUAUUGCUGUGGCUUCUGCGGAGACGGCGCCAACGAUUGUGGUGCAUUGAAAGCUGCUGAUGUCGGUAUCUCACUGUCGGAAGCCGAAGCUUCAGUCGCCGCGCCCUUUACAUCUCGUGUCUUCGAUAUUCGAUGCGUUCCUGACGUAAUUCGUGAGGGCCGCGCUGCGCUGGUGACAAGCUUCAGUUGCUUCCGUUAUAUGAGCUUGUACUCUGCCAUCCAAUUCACCUCUGUCAGCUUCCUCUAUGCCUCUGCAUCGAACUUGGGAGACUUCCAGUUCCUGUUCAUCGACGUACUUCUGAUUCUGCCUAUUGCGAUUUUCAUGGGCUGGUCUGGACCGUAUCCCGUGCUUAGCAAAAAACGACCAACUGCCAACCUCGUAUCACGGAAAGUCCUCACUCCUCUUUUGGGGCAGGUCGCCAUCUGUAUAGUCGUUCAAGCUGCAGCGUGGCUUCUUGUUCGCGAACAACCUUGGUAUAUUCCACCGCGCGUAAAGCAUGAGAAAUCCAACAUUAAGAACUCAGAGAACACUGCAUUGUUCUUGACGUCGUGCUUCGAGUACAUCCUUAUUGGGGUGGUCCUCAGUGCCGGGCGACCAUUCCGGCAGCCGAUGUACCAGAACUGGCCCUUCAUGGCCACCAUAGCCGCCGCGCUCGGCAUAUCCGUUUAUCUCGUCGUAACACCCAGCCACUAUGUUGCCAAGGUCAUGCAGUUCACACCAAUCUCGGGGUCGUUCAAGGCUACCAUACUCGGCCUUGGCGCUGCAUAUCUGUUCCUUGCGUGGUUCGGCGAGCAAUAUGUGUUCCAAAGCCUCGCGAGGUUCGUGGGCUGGAUGAAGCUCACGAUCAGCGGAAAGCCAAAGACGAGAAAGCAGUACAAGGUCAUUGCGGAGAAGAUGAGGACAUGAUAGCUGGCAAUGCGCAGCCGAGCCUAUUGGAGGGUGGCAUCAAAGUAUGGGAGGGUCAAGUGGUGCUUGCCAAAUGCUUCAGAACGUGGUGUUAUUGGCAGUUGUGGUAUAGUCCGAGGGCUGCAAAGGCACAAGAACCGCAUAUAGCCAAACUAGGUCGCUCACAUCUUUCAUGGGCUGGAACCUCUAAAUAGAAGACAAUAUAUAUACAUAGAUAUACUUGGAUUUCAAAUACAUUUUCAGCAUCCGGGAGCCAAA
Microdochium trichocladiopsis is the source of this 4544-nucleotide messenger RNA. RefSeq lists its product as uncharacterized. The coding region runs from base 246 to 4286 and encodes 1346 amino acids. The record is from RefSeq and is a predicted model, not a curated record. Gene Ontology annotation, biological process: intracellular calcium ion homeostasis. Gene Ontology annotation, molecular function: ATPase-coupled monoatomic cation transmembrane transporter activity; P-type ion transporter activity; ATP hydrolysis activity. NCBI's taxonomy places the organism in Eukaryota, Fungi, Ascomycota, Sordariomycetes, Xylariales, Microdochiaceae. Gene Ontology annotation, cellular component: membrane. The transcript is spliced from 16 exons.